CACAGGAUUGUGACUCAGGUAGUUGGGACCCGGGUAGACGUGCCAGUGUGAAAGGAGCGCUAAAUGAUUUUAUACCGCUACAGCAGACACCCCAGUAUCCCCCUGACACAUCCUCUCCAGCAUCUCACAUAAUGAACCUUUAAUGUAUUCUGAAAGUGGUAAGAGAUAUGCAGACUGCACAAGACUGAACUGACACUGAAUCAUUUGUGUAAAGCAUGGUUAUUGUUAUCAAGAGUCUGUGAAACUACGUGCUAUUGCGAUAUUCAGCAUACUAAUGAUUUCAGUCCUACUACUGAAUCAGUUACGCUGCAGUAAGGUUGCUUGUUUUUAAUACUUCCUAGAGCGUUAAAUGCCCCUGCCCCAGUCAUUUGAAGGUAGGUAACAUUUUGGGGGAGCACUGCUUGUGUGAGACAAGUUUCUUUAUAAAAUAAUUUUCAUACACAGUACCGACACAAAUAAUGACUAGGGGUUGGGAUAUUUGUUUUCCUUACUCAGACCCCUUAGUGAAUAACUUGGUGUCUCUGAAUAGAUAAUGGUCACCAUUUAAAAAAAAUAUUCAAAAUAUUUUAAGGAGCACUCUUUACCACUUAUAAUGGUACCCACAAUUAUAAUUAAAAGGGGGAGAUGAAAUGUUCAGGGAUACCGUGAUAUUUAGUACUGCGUAAUUAAGGAGUCUGUAAGUAACUGUUCUGCUUCAAGGCUGGUGAAACCAUAAUUUGUUAUAAGUGUCAGUGUACAGAGCAUGUGUUUGGAACUGGUCUUGAAUUCUGCAUAUGUAUCUUUAUAGUUUAAAAUAUAUUUUUUAAUAGCAUUAGUCCAUAAGUACUUGUCGUAGUAUUUUUGUGAGUCAUACCCCCCUAAUGAUGAUCGUACUUUUGCAGACCAUAUCGUACUGCUUCCAAUAACACUCAGAAAAACUACUCAUCCAGUACUCGCAGUGCUGCCAUCAUAGCCUCCUGUUCUGCCUGCCUUACAGCAGCCAGCUCCUCUUCCCUGGACUGUGUUGCACUGCCCUGCUUAUCUCUGUCAUGCAAUGUGAGAUUCCUGCCCUUCUGCCAACACCCUACUUGGGCUAUUAGAUGUCCCUGGGGACAGCACAGAGAGGCUGGUUAGUUUAAAGUAAUCUUAGGUGCACAGUUAGUCGCAAUUCACACUGUACUGCUAAGGACUAUGAUUUAUCCUCAAAACAACAGUCUGAUAAUCCAUAUAUUUGGUUUACUCUAAACUGCCAGAACUGACCACUCACCAGCAGUGGUGAGGUUUUGAGUGAGAUUUCCUGAAAUUGCCAUGUUGGCAGGUAAACAUAUACAUUCCCCAGCAUAUUUUUGCUUCAAUCGAUUUUGUGUGUGCUGCGCCAGAAUGGCCUCGUUCUGUUGGAGAAUGGUGAUUUUUUUUUUUUUUUUAAAUGGCAAAUUAAACUAGUCGAGCUACAAACUUUUGACGAUCACUAGGCUGGAACAAAAGUGUCACUGUGUUAGUGUACCAAUGAGCAGUCUCGCUCUGUACCCCGGGAUCUACUUGUUCAAAAAGAUUGCUCACGCGACCACGGUGGUUAUAAUCCGAUCGAGUGAAUACAUUCGAAAAUCGUAAGAUUCCCCCAUCCGGAAAUGAAGCUUUAUGCUAAAGAAAGGGCAAUGGCAGGACCAAGACCGGUGGUGCUGAGCGGGCCUUCCGGAGCAGGGAAGAGCACUCUGCUCAAGAGGCUUCUCAGAGAGUACGAAGGGGUGUUUGGCUUCAGUGUCUCACACACGACAAGGAACCCAAGACCUGGAGAAGAGAAUGGCAAGGGCUUGCACUGUCUCCCUUUGUAUCUUGAGGCGACAACAUUAUUGCCCCUAGCAGACGUCCUGCCUCCAGCUAGAGGUGUUUCUUUCCUUACCUUGCUUAAGAGGGAUUUACAGCCAUGUGCAAUUUAGUCCAAAGCUAAAAAUAAAUUAAACCAUACAACUUCCCAUGACAUACUUUGGGGGAUUGUCUCUGAAAGGGUGAAUACUAAAUAAUGUUGCAGAACUGGAAUAAAAUUUAAGUGUAAUGUUUUUUUAAAUUAGUUCUUUAAAUAUACUGUGGGUGUGUGUGUGUAGCUCUGGAAAA
Messenger RNA from Polyodon spathula (Mississippi paddlefish), 2091 nucleotides. Its product is annotated as guanylate kinase-like. The record is from RefSeq and is a predicted model, not a curated record. The transcript is spliced from 4 exons. Gene Ontology annotation, molecular function: GMP kinase activity. NCBI's taxonomy places the organism in Eukaryota, Metazoa, Chordata, Actinopteri, Acipenseriformes, Polyodontidae. Bases 1608 to 1916 code for a protein of 102 amino acids. Gene Ontology annotation, cellular component: cytosol.